Messenger RNA from Priapulus caudatus, 1426 nucleotides. RefSeq names its product dynein light chain roadblock-type 2. The record is from RefSeq and is a predicted model, not a curated record. NCBI's taxonomy places the organism in Eukaryota, Metazoa, Priapulida, Priapulimorpha, Priapulimorphida, Priapulidae. Gene Ontology annotation, cellular component: cytoplasmic dynein complex; cytoplasm; centrosome. Gene Ontology annotation, molecular function: dynein intermediate chain binding. The transcript has 5 exons. The coding region runs from base 183 to 473 and encodes 96 amino acids. Gene Ontology annotation, biological process: microtubule-based movement.
CGCGUGCAGAUCAGACUGGGACCGUCUCUCUUCUGAACCCGUUACAACCAAUAGGUGACGCUAGUGGAAAACUGUUCUCUUGUCAUAGCAACAAGCGAAGAACUUUUUGCGCAUACGGCGUAGUAAAGAUAUAUUGCUUGUUUGAUUAUAAGCUAUUCAAGCCAAGGGACCAUACUUUUGUAAUGUCGGAGGUUGAAGACACACUGAAGCGCAUCCAGACCCACAAGGGAGUGGUUGGAAUCAUUAUAGUGAAUGGUGAAGGUAUCCCUAUAAGGACGACAUUAGAUAAUUCCACCACUGUCCAGUAUGCAGGACUCAUACACCAGCUGGCGGCAAAGGCAAGGAGUACAGUCAGGGAUCUUGACCCUCAGAAUGAUCUAACUUUUUUGAGAAUAAGGUCCAAGAAACACGAGAUCAUGGUUGCACCAGACAAAGAAUAUUUGCUUAUUGUGAUACAGAAUCCGAGUGAGUAGCAGGCGUCAUUGCAAACCUGGCCUUUCUCAGUUGCUAACCAAUUUAGCACAAACCAAACUGGUGAAACUAAGUAAUGUAUGUGUGUGUGGUUAAAAUAUCUAAAGCAUAUAAUUUAUAUCUCAUGCCUUUUACUAUAUGUAUUAAUCUGUAUAGCAAAACAACGAUUUCUUGUCUUUUUAUGACUAUAGUAAGUAAGUCACUGAGCUGGUUAUCAGAUCCUUAUCAACUGCUGACAUUAUAAAUAAAAAAAGUAAUAUAAUGCAUGAAAGAAUGGUGUCUAGACAGUCAUAUGUACAGCUUUUAAAAACGUAACCAGUAACAAUUUGAAACACUAGUUUAAUUCUACCAUUUCUUCUGCGGUAAACAGCAUGGUGAGCACAGGCAUUAUCCAAUGAAUGCGUAUAUUUGCAAGCAGUUUAAAAGUUUUCAUGAUUUAUAAAUUUGUGAGAAUUUUGCUUAAAUUUUAAUAUUUCUUUAUAGUUGGAUACAUGUACUAUCAAAUGUAAAGAACAAAAUACAGCUGUUUAAUGUUAUUAUUACUAUAAACUGUUAUCUUACACACUUGUAUGCAUAUGACACAUUCUAUGAAGCAAGUACAUUGUGUUUAAAGUUUGUGAGUACUGCUGGAAUAGUAAUAAUAAUAAUAAUGUAAUUCCUUCCAACAACUACAACGAGGUCAACAAACAAACAAAAUCAAUAUAGUUGAACAUAUAAAGAGCAGAAAGGGGAGACCAGAAACUCCAGUAAUAUUGAUAAAUAACAUACCGUGACAACUCCCUUCAUUCAGUAAUACUAUGAACUAUCAGGACUAAUGGUGACUAACUACUAAAAAUACGGUGAAACAUCAAACAACUACCUACAAAGCAGCGGUGCAGCAGCUGCUUAAUAUUAUAACUACACUAAACAUCUCUCAUUUCUGUGAAUUCUAAUAGAAGCAGGACCCUAAAAUAUG